UCCUCUUUGUGGGGAGAAACGUGGCUUCCGUGGAGGAAGGAAGGGAGAUCUAAACUCCCUUGAGCCAAGGCUCCUGCGAAGCGGCCACGGAGGCCUUGUGGGUUGGGGGGAUCCUCCGGGGUUUCAUUUUGGGUCCUCUUCUGCCCCCCCCCUCUGCUUCCUGCAGGACCCCAACAGCAAGAGCCCCCAGGGGCUGAAGUUCUCCAUCAAGGAGACGGUGUGUCCCUCCUCGCCGCAGAGCCGAAACCUGACCCAGUGCGACUUCAAAGAAGAUGGGCUGGACCAAGAUUGUUCCGGAAUCUACUCGGCGCAACAGGAACCCCCGAUUCUUGUUGUCCAGUGUGAGGAUAUUGACCAAGAGCUGAACCGGAUCACCAGAAGUCGCUGGAGGAAAGUCGCGAGGAAAGUAGGCCGUUUCGUGCGGCGAUAUGGGCCGGUCAUCGCCAGCGUGGUCGGAUGA
This is a messenger RNA of Pseudonaja textilis, 460 nucleotides long. The record is from RefSeq and is a predicted model, not a curated record. NCBI's taxonomy places the organism in Eukaryota, Metazoa, Chordata, Lepidosauria, Squamata, Elapidae.